UGAAAACUUGGUAGCUCGAGCGUCUUCCCCUUUGGAUUUGGCUGGGUUGUGUUGACAACGUGGUGAAGAAAGCGUGUGAAGCAGUUGUUUUGAGAGCACUCCGAAAGUACGUCGGGCAACGGGGAUGUGGAAGAAGUAUUCAUCACUUAACCGGUAGGAGACAGCAAUGCACUGAAGGUUUCCAGUCUGCCGGAAAUCAAGAAGAGGAAGAAGUUAAAACGGUCAGUUUGGCAGACAAAAAUGGAGGAAAUCUUCAGGAAAGUUGUCCAAGUCAACAUAAGAUGUCGAGACUGCGACGAAAGAAAAGCACACAUCUGCGUCACCAUUGACCUUGUGUCGAGAAAAAGCGCCGUUCACAAACGAGAUCUCCAGGUGAGAUUAACGGAUGACACCGAUCCAUUCUUCCUCUACAACCUCAUACUUUCCGAGGAGGACUUCCAAAGUUUGAAAAUCCAGCAAGGGCUAGUCUUUGAAUUCAUCUCAUUCCCCAAGAAACUGAUUGAUCUUCUUCAUCAGUGUCAGUCCGAAGAGAAUUCCAGCCAUCCCAGUUUCAAGUUGCUUCUGUCAUGUGACUCGGCCUCACUGGACGGCCCCGCCCACUUGAGCGUGGUGCAGAGCAACUCGUUCAAGGAAAUUAACUUUCUUUCUCUGAGGCUCACGAAGAGCUCGGACAAGAACGUCAAGGUCUACCUGGCAGCCUGUCUUUCCUCUCUCAAGGACGAGAAAGAAGCCCUCGAGGUGAAACUGCAAAAGACUGAAGAUGAUCUUAGCAGUCAGCUCAACAACGCUCAACAAAUGCUGUCUGAGAAGAGCAAAGAGUUGGACCGUCUGCGCUCGGAAUGGGCCCACGAGUUACAGUCCGAGCGGGUUAAGGCGGCCGAGUUGCAGGAGCGCCUGCAGCAGCAGAUGCAGCAACGCUGCCAGGAUCUGGAGAGCGAGCACAAGCGCACCAGCCAGCAGACGCAGAGCCGCCUGACAGAGCUGGAGACCUCCUGCAGGGAGCUGACCGACAUGAAGUACAAGAACAAGGCCACCAUCAUGGACCUCAAGUCCAAGCUGGCAUGUGUGGAAGAGGAGUGCCAGAGCGGCAAGCAGCUGUUGGCGUCACAGAGGCGGGAGAACGACUCUCUGGAUGCAACGCUACAAGGCAAAGAGCGCCUGACCAUGCAGCUGCAGAGGCGCUUGGACGUCCUGGAGCAGGAAGUCAAGGACAAGAAGCAGCUGUUGUGUCAAACCAAGGAGAAACUGAAGGAAACGCAGCAGCAGAAGCAAUCCAUCCAGGUGGACACUAAGGUCAAAGAAAAUCAGAUACAAAAACUUGAAGCUGCGCGGAUGAUUUUGUCUGAAGAUGUGAAUAAGGGCAACGAGAUCAUCAGGAAGUUUCAGUGGGACCUGGAAAACCAGAUGGGCAAGCUCCAGCUGAGGGACAAAGCGCUGGAAAAUCAGGAGAAGGUUCUGCAGGACACCUCGGCCAAACUGAAGAUGGCGCAGAAUGAAGCGCGACACGCUCGUCAGGAGCUCAGUGCCAAGGAUGAGCGGAUUUUGAAUCUGGAGGAGCAGCUGGAGUCCAGUGUGCAGAAGCUAGCUGAGUCCAAGGAAGCGUUACAGAACAAGGAGAACGUGGUCAGCGUUCUGAACAGGCAGCUGACCAAGGAGUGGCUGUCCAAAAUGGAACCGAAGCUUUCGGAGAACACGUCGGCGGCGCUGACGUCAGCAGGACUUCGAGUAAACCAGGCACACUUUUAUCCUCACGCGUUAAAAGCUGCCGUGACGCCUGACGCCAUUCACAAUUAUGUAACGAGUGAGUGUGCCGGUGGUCUGGAUACCAAAUACUUUGAGAGGAGUGACGACAGCAUCCCCGUAUACGGUUUUCCAUCCCCGGUCAUUCCUAGAGCUGACAUCACAUCUCACAAGUUCCCACCUCCACCCAGCAAAGCUCCUGUGGCUUCAGCGUACUUCCCCUGUUAAUUCUUCUCGUCUCAUGAACAUGAUUCUGCCAAGAUUGUGCUUCUGAGUUGGCAGCAUGUGUGAUGAGAGCUCUGCUCUCUUUUCUCUAGGUCUGUGCUUUUCCAUCUUUUCUGUAGUUUUGUGCUCAUUGUGCGUCAUGUGGACCCAUUGUUGACUGUUUUUGGUGUUUUGGGCCCGGGUACUCGCUGGAAGGGAGUGUCGGCGCUUGGGGUUGCUGCCAACGAGAGCGGAGAAUGUUGCCGCUUUUGUGACAGUCGCUGCUCGACAGUGAUGGUACGACGGUGGGCUGCUAUUUGGUUUGUGCCUCAACCUGGCAGCUUUUUUGCAAGCAGCUCCAUUUUUGGUGAAAAUGGCGCUGGAGUGUCUGUGGUAUGGCUGUGAGGAGCAGGACCAUGAGGAUCCUCCCCCGUUAUGGAGCCAACUACAUCCUUUGGAGAGGAAUGAGAGUCGGUGUUAAAAAGAACAGCGAAGCAAGAGACAUGACUAAAUGGCACAAGAAAAUUGAAACCAAUCUUUCUGUAGGUGCGUUGCUGGCCAACAGAUGAACUAUCUGAUGCUGGAGGACUGCAGUUGCUUGUUUUACUUUCAAAUUCUGCUUCUAGUGAGUGACAUCAUGCAUAAUUUAGGAUCCUGGCGCCUUCGAUACUGGUCAAAGGAGGCUCAUCUCUCUCAUCUACUUGAUAUGAUGUAUGGUCUAUUUUGAUUGGAGAAGAGGAUUUUUUUUCUGGUUAUUUAUUAUUAUUGUUAUUAUUUAGUGUUUUGUCUAUCUAUUUUAUGUUUUGGUUUGGGUACGUCACAUUGUACAAUUUUUUGUCUAAGUCUAUUUUGCCUUGUUUUACUCUGCUUUCUGCAGCCAUGUAAGCAUUGCAAAUCAGAAACUAUUCUCAAUGGGUUUACUGGGAUAAAUCAAGGUAUAAAAAAGUAAACUUUUAAAAAAAAAAAUCAUUAACUCUGUGACGGGACCCAAUUAUUAUUAUUAUUAUUAUUAUUAUUUUCCUGGAUGCCUCCCUGGUAAAUUGUUCCAGGCAGGUCCCACCUGGAUGAGGACCUGGGGACGACCCAGGACACGCUGGAGAGAAUAUGUCUCCCAGGCCAGGAAACCCCUCAGGACCUCCCCGGAAGAGUUGGACGAAGUUGCUGGGGAGAGAGAAGUCUGGGCUUCCAUGCUUAAGGUGCAGCCCCCGACCCAGGAAAAGCGGAAGAUGGACUGAUGUAUAAAUUUUGAUAUAACGUAUAUUUCGCCAUUUGGCUGCAUUUCACAGCAUUAUAACUAAAAAUAAUAAUAAAUCUAAUGUACUGUACUAUGUUUAAAUGUGUUGUUUUAAAAGUAUUUAAUAAA
This is a messenger RNA of Phycodurus eques (leafy seadragon), 3307 nucleotides long. RefSeq names its product spindle assembly abnormal protein 6 homolog. Gene Ontology annotation, cellular component: centrosome; centriole. The coding region runs from base 241 to 1968 and encodes 575 amino acids. The record is from RefSeq and is a predicted model, not a curated record. NCBI's taxonomy places the organism in Eukaryota, Metazoa, Chordata, Actinopteri, Syngnathiformes, Syngnathidae. The transcript has 17 exons. Gene Ontology annotation, biological process: centriole replication.